Zophobas morio is the source of this 2871-nucleotide messenger RNA. It is a transcript of the gene nAChRa11, whose product is annotated as acetylcholine receptor subunit beta-like 2. Gene Ontology annotation, biological process: nervous system process; signal transduction; monoatomic ion transmembrane transport. Gene Ontology annotation, cellular component: neuron projection; plasma membrane; postsynaptic membrane. The record is from RefSeq and is a predicted model, not a curated record. Bases 52 to 1647 code for a protein of 531 amino acids. The transcript has 10 exons. Gene Ontology annotation, molecular function: acetylcholine-gated monoatomic cation-selective channel activity; transmembrane signaling receptor activity. NCBI's taxonomy places the organism in Eukaryota, Metazoa, Arthropoda, Insecta, Coleoptera, Tenebrionidae.
CAGAAAUGUGAGAGUAAAGCAGUGCUCAGCUUAUUGACUAAUUAAUGAGUGAUGAAUUUUGCAAAGUUUAGAUUUUUUGCAUGUGUUAUUGUGUUUUUAAUUUCCUGGAAUGUUCUGAAAAAUGCUAAAGCCAACCCUGAUGCUAAGCGCCUUUAUGACGAUCUCCUUAGUAAUUACAAUCGACUAAUAAGACCCGUAGAAAAUCAUACUCAAACUUUAACAGUUUGGCUCGGUUUAAAACUCUCUCAACUAAUUGAAAUGAAUCUAAAAAAUCAAGUUAUGACAACAAAUCUGUGGGUUGUACAGAGAUGGUUUGAUUAUAAACUGAAAUGGGACCCUGAAGAAUACGGCGGCGUGGAAAUGUUAUACGUGCCUUCCGAGCACAUUUGGUUACCUGACAUAGUGCUGUUUAAUAAUGCGGAUGGCAAUUACGAAGUCACAUUGAUGACUAAAGCCACUCUGUCUUAUACUGGAGAAGUAAUUUGGAAACCACCGUCUAUAUAUAAAUCUUCUUGUGAAAUAAACGUGCAAUAUUUUCCUUUCGACGAGCAAAGUUGCUUAAUGAAAUUUGGUUCGUGGACUUACAAUGGCCUUCAAGUUGACUUAAAACACAUGGAGCAGGUCUCUGGAAGUAACAUCGUAAAAGUUGGCAUCGACUUAUCCGAAUUUUAUCUGUCCGUGGAGUGGGAUAUUCUCGCGGUGCCCGCUCGACGAAACGAAGAAUAUUACCCGUGCUGCAGCGAACCUUAUUCCGAUAUUACCUUCAAGAUAACAAUGCGCCGAAAGACGUUAUUCUAUACAGUAAAUCUAAUCAUCCCUUGCGUCGGAAUUACAUUCCUUACCGUCCUCGUCUUCUACCUCCCUUCGGAUUCCGGUGAAAAAGUCACCCUUUGUGUGUCAAUUCUCCUGUCUCUGACAGUAUUUUUUCUCCUGUUGGCCGAAAUUAUACCUCCCACCUCUCUUGCCGUACCACUGCUCGGCAAAUACCUUCUUUUUACAAUGAUCUUGGUCACAUCUUCCAUAUGGGUCACGGUGUGCGUGCUCAACGUUCAUUUCAGAUCUCCCUCUACUCAUAAAAUGUCACCCGUCGUACGAAAAAUCUUCCUCCAGUUCAUGCCAAAGCUUUUGAUUAUGCGUAGAUCAACUUACACCCUACCUGAAUACGAUGAUACCCUUCCGCCCCGAGGGUACAGCAACGAAAUAGAAAUGCACUUGAAUAUGCGUGAGCCCUUUAACACCGACUUCAAAAUAACCACAAGAGAACCGAGCUUUAUUUUACACAAUACGGAUGAUGAUGGAAAGAUGAAGGCACAUUCUUCGAUGACUGCUUCGUCAAAUAUAACUCCGAGGACUCUGUCAGCUAAUGUCCUUUCGGCUCUGCAGGGUGUUAGGUUUAUUGCGCAACAUAUCAGAGAUGCCGAUAAAGAUAAUGAGAUUGUGGAAGACUGGAAGUUCGUCUCCAUGGUGUUAGACCGUUUCUUUUUGUGGGUGUUUACCUUAGCGUGUAUCGGUGGAACAUUCGGUAUCAUAUUACAAGCUCCCUCAUUAUAUGAUACUCGUGUGCCUGUUCAUCAACAACUCCACGAAAUUCCUCUGACUAAAAUAUUUCAAACACCACCUUCGCAUACCCACGUCCCAAUACAGUAAAAACAUAUCCGUAACCUCGAUCGUAAGUUCACAACAAUUCAACGAAGUAAUGCUCAACAAAAGCUGUUUACUACAAACAUUCCAAGUUUUAAAUUAGUAAGUAGGCUUUCACCGUAAUAAAAUGACUGAAAAAACAUGUCGCUAAAAUUAAGAAAUGACAACAGAGCAGGGAUUAAAUGAUUAAAUCAUCUUAAAUUACCAAAAUAAAUAAAACAGGGUAUCAUAUCUUAAACUCAUCAUUAUUAAUGUAAUACUAACGAUAAGAUAUCGUUAGGUCAAGCACAAAGAACACUAUCAGUAAAAAAGAAACAAUUGAGCAGAUCUCACCGUUGCAUUAAGCUUGUUGUAAUUUGUCAAUUCUCUUUCAAUUACUCUUUGGGACCAUAGCACUCUCUUCAAGACUACUGAUGUACCUUAUUCUUGAGAUUGUGAUCCUUUUACCCAAGUGUUGCUUGUUUAUGCACAAAUAGGCGUUAGACACACAUUGUAAAAAUUUUUAUAUUUAAAAAAUGUGUAUCUUUAUUAUAACAUCACACAUGAAUAGUUGUGCUUACAUCACCGUAAGAAUAUUUAUGCUCAGUACUAAUUAAUCUAACGUAAAUAAAUAAUUUAAUAUUCAUGUUAUACAUAUUAGUACUUAGUUAAUAUAAGCCUAUAAAAUAUUUACACACAAAUUAAUUUGUACAACUGAUUCCUCUAACACUACCCUUCACUGCUAUUGCUGUUGCACAAAUGUGAUUAAAUAGGCUGUUACGAUUAGGAUUUGUAGCGCGAAAUCGUUAUAUAUUAUUGUUUGUAUAAUUAUUGUUAUAAAUAUUUUUAAUCCUGAAUAAAAUUAUGAAAAUAUUGAAUGUGGUUCAUUUAACGUUUUUAUUAAUAUGCAUUGAUCACCCAUAUUGAUCCGCAUUGAAUUCAAGAAUCACACAUAGCAAAAGUCGUCAUUCUAAAGAAUUCAGUUGUCAUACUAUAUAUAUUGUUGCCAUAUUAUUAUCAUAAUGUUUAUAAUGAGAAUAAAAAUGACAAAAUCUAUUCACUUUGCAGCAGCUACAGUUUCUAAAUUUGCUAUUAGUUGGCGCUAGUAACUAUUGCAAUGAGCGCACAUGCACUACACACGUGUACGUAUAUAUAUCGGAUAUCUAUAAAAUGCCGGAUUAACUUCCCAGUAGGGUAUAAACGAGGAUUUCCGAUGUCCAAAACAAAUUUUGAACAGCUAUUUAUGUUACA